UGUCUUCAAUGUGCCAAGUUUAAUCUGACUACUUUGUCUGUCUUCCGUGCCACAGCUUCUGCAGGCAUUGCAGUAUCACAGAAGAAAGUGCGACAGAUCAGUGAUCCCAUUCAACAAAUUUUAAUCCAACUGCACAAAAUAAUUUACAUAACACAGCUCCCUCCAGCACUACAUGAUAACCUGAAAAGAAGAGUUGUUGAACGGUACAAGAAAUCACUUUUCAGUCUCCAGAGCAACCCUUGUAACCUGAAAGCAGAGAUGCAAAAGGUCUUACAGGGAUCUCAGAGCUUAUAGAGAUUUUUAGUGAUGACUGCCAUGGACUUAUGCAAUUGUAUGGGAAAUCAUCACUCACUGAUGACAAGACAGGAACUGCUAGUACUUUUGAGUUUGAUGGUGGAAUAACCUAUGAACAGCUGCAGAACAUUAUUGAAGAAAUCUUAGAAGACAGUGGUUAUUAUAAUUUAACUUCAAACAGAUACUGCUCAUUCCCAGUGGGGGACAAGAACAUUUGA
This is a messenger RNA of Staurois parvus, 512 nucleotides long. NCBI's taxonomy places the organism in Eukaryota, Metazoa, Chordata, Amphibia, Anura, Ranidae. The record is from the annotation of a GenBank genome assembly.